This is a messenger RNA of Octopus bimaculoides (California two-spot octopus), 5775 nucleotides long. RefSeq lists its product as uncharacterized. NCBI's taxonomy places the organism in Eukaryota, Metazoa, Mollusca, Cephalopoda, Octopoda, Octopodidae. The record is from RefSeq and is a predicted model, not a curated record.
UAGAAGUAACUUAUGGAUGUAAUGCAUUGAUAAGAAAGAAUACCAAAAAAGUUGUUGCUUUUUUUUUUCUUUCCCCACCUCAAUUUUGUUUUUUUGUUUUUUUUUUAUGUGUGUAUGUGUUCAAUGUGAAAAUCAUAAAGUCGGCAGCUGGGAAGACUAGAAAUGUUGUGUGUUAGAAAACGGAGAGACUUCGUGGAGGAUAUACACAUUAAGUUAACUGUCACCGUUUACUUCUCUAAUGCCGACUAUCGGUAAAUCUUCUUCUUCACACGCUGUCGCCAUCGUCACCAUCUCAUGCGACAGUAGCCCCUCUGGUACCACCAAUACCGACAACAACAGCAACAAUAUUGAAAACAGAACCAGUGUCUUCCGUGCUCCAUCAGUGAUUCCAGAAUCACCUGUAUUACCACUAGCCCCGCGAACAACCCUAUUAUCGCCACCACCGCUAACCCUGCUGCUACCAACAUCACCAUCAACUCCACUACCGCCAACACCAACACCGUUAUCAUAUCUGUUACUAUUUUCUCUAGUAGUACCACCACUAUUACCACUACUACCAGCAUCACACGCAACUACAACGAUAACAACCUCACUUCUACCACCAUCUCUACCGCAACUACCACCACCUUUACUGUCUCCUUCACUGACAACAACACCACUUCCUACACCAGCACCAACACCAACACUGCCACCGCCUCUAUCAUCAUUACUAUUAAUACAAGCCUUGUUAUCGCCAUCAUGACUUCGGCUAGCAUCUCUGUUACCAUUCCGGUUAGGUUGAUCGCUGUGAUCACAAUUGCUGUGAUACAAUUUCUGGUCGCAGUGAGGACAGCAUCGGCCCAGGAUCUGUAUGAAGGGGCUACACAGCAGUUACCUUCUGCAACAACAUCUUUUGCCUCGGUUGACAAUAGAACAGAAGAAGAAGCAGCGACCCAGUUGGCUCCAUUACCACAAGAAAACUCCACGUUAGUUACUACCGACCAACCAGAAUACACAGACGUCACAAUUUUAGACGAAUCCAUUUUAACGACACAGUUUCAAGAAAUAUCCACUGUCUCACAAAGAAACCAACCAGCUGAUAUUCAUACUAAUGGAAAUAAUGAGAAGAAAAGCAUUGACAAAAAUGGUCGAGUUACGGAUAUUAUUACCCAGAAGAACAUUGUCGUUGACAAAAGCGAUAAUAAGAUCGUUAUACAAGCAGACAGAAAAGGUGGAUUGAGAGAGGAAGCUGUUGCCAAAAAUGACAGUUUUAUAGAGGGACUUGUUAGUGACGAUCAUGGCGGUGGUGGUGGUGAUGCUGGUAUUCUUAUGAAGAAAAGGAUUUCAAAGAGUACUAAACAAAAGGCACAAGAACCGAUAAUUUUCAAAAGCGAUUUGGAUAUUUUACAACAGCAAUUAAAGCACCAAAACCAAGAACUCGCUGAUCUUCGGAUACGUCUUUCUGAAAGUGACAUCGCUUUGAUUGAUAUAGAAACGAAAUUCUACAAAUACUUACAAACGGAAAGGUUGGUGUCAGAUGGCACGGAACACGAUAGAAAUACUUUAAAGCAACGACUCUCUAAUCAAGAUACCAAACUGAAGCAAUUACCGAGAUUGUUCGAUUGUCAAAACAGUUUUCCUAAAGAAGCUGACUUCGAUAUUUUUCGAAAUCAAGUGGAAGAUAACUUCAAGUCGGUAUUAAAAGAAUUGGAUUAUCUUCGAGCCUGGCGUCAAGAUUAUUUGAAACAAACAACAGAGUUAACUGCGACUGAAGCUUUUGAAAAUACUUUUCAGUCUGCCUCGGUGCCUAGUGAACAAUCUGAAAGGGACAAAUUCAAAGAGAUUAAGGGUAACAGUUCUAUGGAUUUACAAACAAAUACAAGCAAAGAUUUCGAGAAUUUAAGUUUAGAAAAUAACUCAAUAUCGAAACAUAUGUUUGCAACACAUCUGAAACAUGAUUUCUCAAACAUAACGUCACAAACAGACGACAUUACUGAGUCUACAGAAACUUUUAAUAUCACUGAAGACAAGAAAAUUGAAGAAUUUGUGUAUCUCGAAAAGCUACUACAGGAAAUAAACCAAAAAGUAGAUACUGCACACACACGCCUUGAUAACUUGGAAGAAAACAUGAUACUAUCUAUGGAGAAUGUUUCACAAAUAUUAAGCUUAUCGCAAGAAAUUUUAAAUGGAAAUAUUACGUUCCUCCAGUUCCAGAUUAACCAAAUUUUUGCUCGACUUGAAUCAAAACAAAAUCAGUCUGAAAUUAAUAUUUAUUAUGAAGAGCUUAAACCAAAUUUUACUAGACUUAUUAAUGAAGUUUAUCAGGAACUGAAGACAGCAAACACCAUCGAGCGAAGUUACAAUGACACGGCAGAUACCUAUGUUUUACCUUUAAAAAACAGUUCUAAAGUUGUUGGAAAUGUUAGCAGACCAUUCGAUUAUACCAUUAAUGCAAGCUGGAAUUUUACAAAUAUUUCUCAAAUAAAUGGAGAAGAAGCAUAUAACGAUUUUUCUUCUGAACUGAUUAGUAUUAAACAAAAUUUUACUGAACUUUACCGCAAGGUUGAAAAUGUUGAUUCCAAUUAUGCUGAUGUUUCUCAACGCCUAGAUCGUUUUUCUCGCCAGUUGUCUUCCAUUAUGACACGACUAGAACAGGAUACGGAUCAUCAGAAUGGAUUAUCUUUGAAUAAAUUAUCACUCAAAAGUAAAAGCGUUUCGAGUCAUUUAGAUGUUUUAAACGAAGAUUAUAAGAAAGAUGUAGGAAACUUGGAUUCUAAACAAAGUACUGGAUUGAAAUCAAAUGAAAGUUUCUUCCAAAGUACAGAGUAUUUAGAAUCGACAUAUUUUCCCAACACGUCAACAACUUUCCAAAAUAAAACCGAAGAUAAACUAUUCAAAUGGAUAUCUAGAAAUUUUUUUAGAAAUAUAACUUCUGAUCAGUUUUUAACACUUUCGGAUAUUUCCGAGACAAGUAAGACAGGCGAAAAUGCUUUGUGUUAUAAUUUCUCAGAUGUAAACGAUUCAGAUUCUGAAGUAUCAAUAUUGAAAACCUUUUUGGAACAUUUAGGAUCUAUGUUAAUAGAAGUUAAAAACCAUUUAAAUAUAAUGUGUUCUGAAACGAACCGAACAUCGGAUCGUUCCGAGAAAGAAACGACGAUAAAUUCUUCUAGUGUUGAGAGCGAAACAUUUUACGGGAAUAUUACAGAAAAUUCAGCAACUUCUGAAAACAUUACUUUUCCAGACGAGUCUUUUGACACUCGAGGGAACUCUACGUUUUUAUCGUCUAUUAAAAGUACCCAUAGCGGAAUAAAACACAAUAUAAAUAAAAAUCAUUCUGCACUCCAUAAUUCUACUAUGCAUAGCUUUGAAGAAACAGAAGGAAAAGAAAACAAAACAGUCGUGGAAUUGGAGCAAUAUAUGUUUUCUUUAGGUGAUAUGGAAAAUGAAACUUUACCUGGACAUAAUUUUUCUGGAGUAACUCAUUCAAAACAUUUGGAACGUAUCUACUUUGAAAUUAAAACCCUUAGUUUAAGGAUUGACGUACUUGAAAAUAAACUUCUUUUGUUGAAUAAGGAGCCUUUUGCAGACAUGGAAGCAAACAAAACUAUUCCUUUCGUUGGAAGCGACUACAGAGGGUCAGGAUCUUUAGAUUCAGAGCUUACUGAGGACCAGGAUGUUUUACAAAACUUAAUUUCUAACCUAACUCAAAUUCAGAAACGCUUCGAAUGUUUAAAUUCAAAUGUGCAGCUCCAAGAAAAACAAUUGUCAAGUGUAAAAAUGAAUAUGUUUAAAUUAAACGAAAGAGUUGAGCAUUUCACUCGGGAAAAUUCAGGACGAGAGACCGAAAGCAUUAUGUUCACUGUUGAAAACACUAAAGAUGAUAUAAGUAAACUUAUUGAAGAUAUGUCCGAAAUAUCACGCCAGGUUUCAUCAUUUUCAGAGCUCAAUUUAACUGAUACUCUUAGAAAUGUAAAGUGCCAUUUAGAAGAACAUCAAACGGAGAUAAGGAAUCUGAAAGAAGUAAUGGAAUACCAAAAUGAAAAUAAAUCGAUGGUUUUCUGGAAACGGCAACCUGUCGAGGAAAAAAUAUUAUACGUUGGUGUCCAGGAGCAUAAGCGACAAAAGGAUUUGAACAAAACAAUUGAUACGAAUUGUGAUAAGAUGAAGGUGGCUGAUCAAAUACUCUUCGAUAAAACAACUCAUACUUGCUAUUAUGUAUUCAACUCGUCGAGAAAACUGCUGCCUUACCAUUCUGCCAAAAAGAAAUGUGAAGAUGCUGGACUUCAUCUGUUGUUCACUGAAAGUGAAUAUGAACGGCGGUAUGUCGCUGAAAAAAUUACGAAGGUUAUCGGGGCACACUGGAUUGGUGCAGAACGACUGGGUUCUGAUUGGUUCUGGGUACACGGCUGUGAAGCAAUUGAUACUGUCAUCAACAUACCCUGGAGAUAUAAUCAUUCCGUACAUUAUAUGCGAGCGCUAGUUUGGGGUGACAAAUGGCUUGGAGCUGGGCAGAGGAGGCACGCUCGCUAUAUCUGCGAAGAUGAACAAGUAAAACUAGAUAGCUGCCAAUAUUCACAGAGUUUCAAGAAGGCCAAAUCGGAAUGGUCCCUGUCAUCGCGGCAGCGAAGUUUCAAGGCGUUCCAUGCUGUAGACUGCGGCCGACUAUGUCUGGCGGAUGCGACUUGCCAAGGAUUUUGUUUCCAAAAAUGGGGUCAGCAAACAUGCACACUGUACGGGGUAAAAAGUCACCAGAAGCCAAGUCAAGUGAAAUGCAAAGUCACAAAUGAAUCGUGCUACAUUCGAGUGGAUGACUGCGUCGAUCAAUAAACUAUUCCGAAUUUGCUAAUGCAGACGUCUAUAAGUAUGUUUUCUGUUCAUGUGUCGUCGUGCAGAAUAUAACGUAUCACGUUCCUUCAAUAUAUAUAUAUACGAACACAGUAGCAUACGAAUACACAUAUGUGCUCGUGUGUAUGUCUGUGAGUGCGCAUGCGCGACGUUUAAAAAAGCGGGCACCGGUAUCAGCACUUACCAUAUAUUUCCAUCGAUAAAUUGAAAAUUCAGAAAUUGUUUUUUUGCUUCGUCAUCAUUGCCUUCGACAUUGCCGCCACCAAAACCAUCACUACCAUCAUCAUCAUCAUCAUCAUCAUCAUCAUCAUCAUCAUCAUCAUCAUCGUCAUCGUUAUCAUCUUCAUCAUCGUCAUCAUUAAAGGACAAAACAGGAUACUUUACAGUAUCAAUUUCGUUUGUCGCUUGUACGAAAUUUUUCAAACAUCAAAUGCUUGACUUUAGAAAACCUACCUGAAGCCUAAUUGAGGAACCCUGAUAGAAUAGGUAUAAAAGCUGACCAACAUGAAAAGUACCGCACGGUCGUUUGCUAGAAAUAGCAGCAAAAUCUCCAUUCAGAUUACAUCCUACCGCAUUGAAAAAUAAUACGGACAUAUUGAAUAAUCUACUAAGAAAAAUAGGAUAACCAAUGAUGGCUCAUCUUUGAGCCUGGUUUACUUGGUUUGAGCUGAACUGGGCUAAACAACAAUAAUAAUAACAAUUAAUAGAUAUACAUGGUUAUCCAUCCCCGUUUUUGAUUGGACAAUUUGGGGUGAGUCAUUAAACACACAAUUGUCAGCAUAGACAAUUUCGUUGGAUCAUGUAGCUUCAAAGAAUGAUGCCGGAUCUUGCCAGAACUAUGAAACUUGAAACUGUUUUGGCCACUAAGAGAAUGUAACAUUCGAGUUGUGACUCAAGAUUUGUUUCUUGCCUGUUAUGUACAAGUAGUCAAUAUAAAAUUUUUAGACACAU